GCGAACGAAACGCAACUGUCACUGUCGUACUAAUAUGGGGGAGUGAUAGAGAUAACUACGCUACGCUAUGAAGCGUUUACGAUUGGCAUAUUGGCUACGCGGGCUGGUUCGAUUAUGAAUGAAAUGGUGCAAUAUUUCUAAACAUUCUCAUGGUUUAAAUAUAGUUUACAAUACGUGGCCUUUGCGACUAGAACUUGUAGCAUAUCGUAUAAUUCAAUGUGUCAAAUAUACGGAAUAUACCGCACUUGAAACCAUGUUAUUCCCCAUUAUAACUUUAGUAAAACUCAUUUUGUAUUUAAAUUUGUUUUCAUGGAGUUCUGAGGACAUUGUGAAUUUAAAAUCCGACAGAGUUGUGAUCAUUGGAAGAAAAUUAUUAACUUUGUUUCGGAAUAAGUCAUUUGCGGCCUUUUGGGGCAUCCCGUAUGCCAAACCGCCGGUCGGUCUGCUGAGGUUUAAGCCACCAAAGCGUUUUGGCAACCUGACUGAAGGUAUGCAUGACUAUAGCGUUCUUUACGAAGAAACAUGUUCCACCUUAUGUGAUGAGGACUGCCUGCACCUCAACGUGUACAUGCCACUCUCUCCGAACAUGACCUGUAGUUUCCCAGUGAUAGUGUGGAUUGAAAAUACCUCUGGAUUCCACCGACCCGACUUCUUUAUCGAUGAGAACCUCGUAGUGGUCUCGGUCUCCUAUCGGACACACAUUUUAGGGUUCUUGAAUACUGAAGAUAAUUAUGCUCCUGGCAACAUGGGAGCCAAGGAUAUCCUAGCAGCCCUAAAAUGGGUGCGAGACAAUAUCAGCAUGUUUAAUGGAGAUCCCGCAAAAGUAACCGUAAUUGGGCACGGGAAAGGGGCGACAUUGGUUGCCUCGCUCUUAAUAUCAAGCGGAGCUGACGAUUUGUAUAAAAGGGUCAUCAUUCAAAGUGGCAGCGCAUUUUCACCCGCCGAUUACAGGAGUUACAGCUUUGAGAUUGCUAACAAGUUGUACUCGAAAUUAAACGGGCCUUUUGAUAAACUCAACCGCACAAAACUUUACGAACUACUGUCUAAAGCAUCAACCCGUAAGCUAUUAUCUGCGUCGGAAGAUCUCUUCGAUAGUACUGAAGUCAGAGAUAAUCAGAGAUUGAUCAACGCCUUUGGGCCUACUGUGGAGAAAACGAGGAAGCACGCUUUUGUACAUAAAGUGCCUAUACAUAUAUACAAGAGUCGUAUGACGAAUAACAUCGCCGACGUAAUGAUGGGGUACACGAACUUGGAAUCUCUUUACAAAUUGAAAGGCUUAGCAAAGAACCGGAAACUUCUGAAGUAUUUAAAUUACAAUUUCCAAUAUUUGGUGCCGUUUGAAGGGGUGGUAGAUGAAUACGGUUCUAAGAGAUACAGAAAGAUACUUAGAAAAAUAAUGGAGUUUUAUUUUUUGAACGGAACGAUCGGGGAGCAAAGUUUGCGGCGGUACGUGAAAUACGUGUCAGACCAAGUUAUUUAUCCGUUGAUUCGGCAAGCGAGAUUACACGCUCAAGUGUCGUGUGCCAAACUUUACUUGUACCGGUUCUCAUUCAGAGGUGAACUCAAUAAGGCUUGGAUUUCAUCGGUGGAAAAUUUCAAUUUGUCUGGCGCGACGUUUGGGGAUGAAAUCUGCUACUUAUUCAGAUGUAAAUCGGCAAAUGACAUAUACAAUAGCGGCGAGGGUUCUACUGAAAGGGACUUCAUUAAGAAAAUCACUAGGCUAUGGUCGAAUUUCGCUAAAUACGGAAACCCGACACCACAAGCCCAGCUGGGAAACGUGCACUGGGAUCCAUUCGUCGACAAAUUCCCACUUAGAGCGUUAAAUUUGGGACCCAAGAUAAAGAUGGUUGACAUUCCUGAACAGAAAAGAAUUGAGUUUUGGGAUGAAUUGCGACAAGAAUUUUAUCCCGAAAAAGAUUGGAAGGACGAACUAUGAUGAUGUAAAAACAAGGAUUACGAGUCGGUAAAGAGUGUCCAUAGCAGAAUAUAGUCGUGCCUGAUCUAUUUUUAUUUUUUUCAAUAUCUAUCCAAAAACAAGUUCAGGCAUCAUUUUUUAAUAAUCGUAGUUUCGAGUUUAUUUAUUUACAGUUAGGCCGUAUAUUGAAUACUUAUAUAAUUGUGUAGGUACAUAAA
This is a messenger RNA of Cydia pomonella (codling moth), 2133 nucleotides long. RefSeq names its product venom carboxylesterase-6-like. The transcript has 3 exons. The record is from RefSeq and is a predicted model, not a curated record. The coding region runs from base 119 to 1936 and encodes 605 amino acids. Lineage: Eukaryota; Metazoa; Arthropoda; Insecta; Lepidoptera; Tortricidae.